AUGGUUGAAAUCACACGUACAUCCAAAAGCAUCAAGAGAAAGAGGACAUUGCAGCACCAAAAACCAGCACUUUCAGACAAGGCAUCUCGCUAUCCUGCCAGCUUCUAUUUCUCUGCCUUGACCUACAAACAAGCAUCAGAGUCAUUAUGUGUGUCCCCACAUAGCGUCGUGCUCUCUGUGCCCACACCGCCCAACAAACUGCAGUGCAAUGCCAUUGCUGGAGAUCUGUUCUGUUUGGAUCAACCCAUACGCAAAAUACCCAUCCACUCCAUGGAGCAUUUCCACAAGCAGCACACCAUCACGCAUCUGCAAUGGGAUCCAAAGGGAAAGACGGUCGCGUCCGUUGACGAAACAGGCCGUUUGGCUUUAUGGCAUAUUCAAAGCUCUGUUCAUGAAUGGGAGAUGAUCCACAGUGCUGAUUUGAAGCAACCAUUAGCUGCGUUUUUGUGGCUACAAACGGAUCGUUUGUUUACGCCUCAAGCAGACGGUUCUCUCAAACAAGAACCCGUAGUAGGGCCUCGCAAUUCAUAUGGUCAACUGGCAUUUGUCACAGCAACGGUACACGGCGAAAUCAAAGUGCAUUACCAACGCAGUGGAUCUCUAUUUUCUAGCUUUUCAACACCUAUGCCCAACAUUGGACGACGAGAGAUUAGCAGAGCAGAUGCGGGUUGUUUUGGCAUGUCCCUGGCUGGCUUGGAUGACUGGGAACGCAUCUCGCACGCAGCCAUCACUAUGAGCAAGGAUGGCCACAUUUACUUGGCUUCUCACAAUGCAUCACUACAGCCCAAGUCAGUUGCUAUUCACUCUAUUCGCAUCCAGUUUCCUCAAAAUGCACACGAACAGCAAGGCGCUAUUGAGUGCAAAUCCAUCACCAUCCUCAAACUGCAAAAGCAGCUUUUCAAGAACAUUACACAACUUGCUUUCAGACACACAGCAGCAACAGCACCGCUGGAACUCGUGAUAGGCAUGGGACAAGAAGACGCAUCGUAUGUGUCUACAUGGCAGUUGCAGCACACGAAAAAGUCUAUUCAGAGAGAUUUUGGCGCAGUGACACAGACUUAUAGUCGUUUGGUCUUUCAAUCAGGCAUUCAUAUCGCUGGACGCUUUAUUUCAUCGCUCAAGACAUCAACGCAAGACAGCACCAUCAUGGUAGGACUCUCAGACGGCAGCGUGCAUGCUGAAUUAGCCACAAGUCCGGGCCUAUUAAGGAACAGCUCUGAGAAGGAUGACUCGAUUGACCCUGCAUUCUAUCAGAUCACUGAGCCUCAUACAACAGGAGGAAAGGGUAUCGUUGACCCCAUUGCAGACAUUGCUUUAUCGCCCAAUGGAACACAUGUCAUCUACAGCUUUUCAACUGGCAACAUAGGCGUCUCAAGGUUGACAAGUGACACUUACUCUGAUGCAUACGUCAAGGCAAUCACACAAAAGUUGCAGUUGUGCUUGUUGAACAAUGUGGACUAUCUUGAUCUGAUAUCGGAAUUAGCAAGUAUUCAUAAAUUGGCUCAACACAAAGAUAAAGUCGAUGCUAUUAUCAGCAAUGUAUUGGACGCUUAUGAAAUGCACUAUGGCAAAGCAGAAGAGCUCUCGAAUCGACCACUGGAGGAUUGGAGUCUAGCGAGCCUAGAAACAGCUUACGGCUUUGCAAUGGCUGUGUACAGUCGACUGCCUGAGAAACAGAUUCAAAGCAUCAAUCUGUCAAGGGCCGUGCAACUUCCACUCAUUUUAGAAUGCUUCAUUGCAAGCUGUACUACAGAUUACUCGGAUAUCACAGGCAUCUUGAACAAAUCUACACUAGACGCUAACGACAAGAUAGAAUUCGAUCCUGAUAGUUUAUGGUCUCUGAUUUCCUUAUCGACUUGGAUCUAUGAUUAUUUACGGUGGGUGUUGCGUGAAUGGUAUAUGAUUUUCAAUUGCAAAAAGCCAAAUGAUGCUCAAAAUGCAGACAUCAAUGACAAAUCAGUGCAUGCUGUUUUAUUACUACACCAAGAUUCUAGAAAAACGCUCAGUAACAUCCUGAAACUCAUGCAUUAUUUUAUUCAAUAUACAACAACUACAAGCUAUCAAUUAGAACAUCUACCUAGAUCACAAUCUCUAUUACAAAGAUAUGCAUCCACAUUACUCAACAAUGAGACCAUCACACUCAAGGACAAUAUUGAGUUUUUGAAUGCGCUCGAUUCUCUCAAACCUAAUACAACUCAUGCACCAAAGAACCGCUGGUCCUUACUGCUCUCAUCCAAUCUAAAAGACUAUACCAUUGCCGACAUACAAAAGAUCUCAAACGAAUAUCGCGACAAGUGCGCUCAACCGUCAAUCUACCUUGAAAAUGAACCCCUGUAUACAUUUGAUGUCAUUCGCAAAAGACGACUUCCUUCGCAUGUCAGUACGAUGCAAUGCAUGAGAUGCCAUCAGCCUACUUUGCUUGUGGAUUCUGCAAACGACGUGAAUGAUCCCUGUUUCUCGGCGCAAUGGUACCAAAGUGCAGGAAAGCGUUGUGUUUGUGGAGGCACUUUUUAUUGA
Messenger RNA from Mucor velutinosus, 2517 nucleotides. RefSeq names its product Sulfate permease 2. Gene Ontology annotation, molecular function: protein binding. The record is from RefSeq and is a predicted model, not a curated record. The coding region runs from base 1 to 2517 and encodes 838 amino acids. The transcript is spliced from 8 exons. Lineage: Eukaryota; Fungi; Mucoromycota; Mucoromycetes; Mucorales; Mucoraceae. Gene Ontology annotation, cellular component: mediator complex.